Sarcophilus harrisii (Tasmanian devil) is the source of this 7444-nucleotide messenger RNA. RefSeq names its product CD302 antigen. The transcript is spliced from 39 exons. The record is from RefSeq and is a predicted model, not a curated record. The coding region runs from base 52 to 5676 and encodes 1874 amino acids. Gene Ontology annotation, molecular function: signaling receptor activity. NCBI's taxonomy places the organism in Eukaryota, Metazoa, Chordata, Mammalia, Dasyuromorphia, Dasyuridae.
GCUAGAGUCGUGAGUUGUGCGUGCCGUAGCUUUCCUGUUGCUUCAGUGAGGAUGCCGACGCGCCUGGCGUUCCUAACUAGGCGCCAUCGUCUUGUAUGUCGGCUGCUUUUCCUGGUCCUCUGUUGCUUAGCGGAAUGGGUGUCCUCGGACUUGACAGAUAAUGGCCCAUUUACUAUCCGCCAUGAAAACAGUGACAAAUGCCUUAAAACUGCCAGUGGUUGGGUAGUAGCAGUGGACUGCAAGAAGACCAAUGAUAUGCAGUGGAAGUGGGUAUCACAACAUCGCCUCUUCCAUGUGGAAUCCCAGAUGUGCCUUGGAAUAGAUAUUGCCAAACCUAAAGAUUCCUUGAAAAUGUUCAGUUGUGAUUCCAAUGCUAUGUUAUGGUGGAAAUGUGACUAUGGUACUUUAUACAGUGCUUCCCAGUACAAAUUGACUCUGAAGGAUGGACAAGUCACUGCAAAUGUAAAUUCAUCCGAUACUUGGAAGAAAGGAGACUCCAAUGAAUACCUUUGUGAUCAGCCUUACCAUGAAAUAUAUACCCGAGAUGGAAACUCUUAUGGGAGGCCUUGUGAGUUUCCUUUCUUAAAUGAUAAUGUCUGGCAUCAUGAAUGCAUCACUGAUGAAGAUCAUAAAGGGGCAUGGUGCGCUACAACCUUAAAUUAUCCACAUGACCAGAAGUGGGGAAUUUGCCUAAAAGCAGAGGAUGGUUGUGAAGAUAAUUGGGAAAAGAAUGACCAAUUUGGAAGUUGCUACCAGCUUAAUACCCAGGCAUCCCUUACAUGGAAGGAAGCAUUUGUUUCAUGUCAAAAUCAAGGAGCAAAUUUAGUAAGCAUAUCAAGUGCUGAUGAAUUAAUUCUUCUUAAAGACAAAGAGGGGAUUCCAAAAAUGUUCUGGAUUGGAUUAAAUCAACUAGAUUUUUCAAAAGGUUGGGAAUGGUCUGAUCACACCCCGUUAAAUUUUCUCAACUGGAAUCCAGAAAUUCCCAGUUCGCCUACAAUAGGUGGCUCAAGUUGUGUAAUAAUGAAUGCUGAAUCGGGGCAAUGGCACAGUUUUCCAUGUGAAGCUCAAUUCCCCUAUGUCUGCAAGAAACAACUGAAUGAAUCAUCGAGGUCAUCAGAUGUUUGGACAUAUUUAGAGACCCACUGUGAUCCAGGCUGGCUACCAAACAAUGGAUUUUGCUAUCUUCUGGUAAAUGAAAGUAGUUCCUGGGAUGAAGCAAAUGCAGAAUGCAUAUCCAACCACAGUAAUCUAAUCAGUAUGCAUUCUUUAGCAGAUGUGGAGUUAGUUGUCAGAAAGCUCCAUGAAGGAGAAACCAAGGAAGAAAUAUGGACAGGUCUUAAGAAUAAUGAUACACCAGCUUUAUUUAAAUGGUCAGAUGGCACUGAAGUAACUCUUACUUACUGGGACCAAAAUCAACCUGAUAUUCCCUACAAUAAAACUCCUAACUGUGUUUGCUAUUCAGGAAAGUUAGGUCACUGGAAAGUCCAAUCCUGUGAAAAGAAACUCAAGUAUGUAUGCAAGAAAACAGGAAAGACAGUCAACGAAACAAAAUUGGAUAAGGACUGUCCUCAAGAAGAGGGCUGGGAGAGGCAUGGAGAAGCUUGUUAUAAGAUAUAUAAAGAUGAGGUUCCCUUUGGAACUCACUGCAAUCUCACAAUAACUAACAGAUUUGAGCAAGAAUUCUUAAACAGCAUGAUUAAAAAGUACAGUAAAGGUGAAGGAAAAUCUUUUUGGACUGGCUUGAGAGAUGAAGAUUCAAGAGGGGAGUAUAAAUGGGCAAGUGUAGAUGGGAGAAGGCCAGUUAUAACCUUUGUAAACUGGAAUUCUCUUGAGCCAGCUUCACCUGGUGGAUGUGUGGUUCUUGCAAGUGGAAAAUCACUUGGUAAAUGGGAGGUCAAGGAUUGUAGAAGCUUCAAAGCACUUUCUAUUUGCAAGAAAAGAAUUGGGCCUUCAGAGCAUGAGGAAGCAAUUCCUAAACCUGAUGAUCCCUGUCCCAGUGGAUGGCACAGUUUACCAACAGGGCUUUCCUGUCAUAAGUUAUUUCACAAAGAGAGAGUUGCAAGAAAAAGAACUUGGGAAGAGGCUGAAAGAUUCUGCCAAGCACUUGGAGCACAUCUUCCUAGUUUUAACCAUAUGGAUGAAAUGAAGGAAUUUCUUAAUUUUCUAAAGAGCCAAGUGAGUGAUGAGCGUUGGAUAUGGGUAGGAUUAAAUAAAAGAAGUCCAGAUUUUCAAGGAUCUUGGCAAUGGAGUGACAGUACACCGGUAUCUACUGUGGUCAUAUCAAAUGAGUUUCAGGAAGAUUAUGACAUCAGAGAUUGUGCUGCUUUCAAAGUCAGCCAAAUGCAAUGGAGAAGACGUUGGCAUUUGUAUGAAAAUAGAGACUUGAUUAUUUACUUAAAACCUUUUGCUUGUGAUAUAAAACUUGAAUGGGCAUGCCAGAUACCCAAAGGACAUACACCAAAGACACCAGAGUGGUUCAACCCUGAUCGGGCUGGAAUUCAUGGGCCUCCAGUUGUUAUUGAAGGCAGUGAAUAUUGGUUUGUUCCUGAUACUCACUUAAACUUUGAUGAAGCAGUCCUAUAUUGCAAAAGUAAUCAAAGCUCUCUUGCUUCGUUGAAGUCUCUCACAGCACUAAAUGCCAUCCGAUACAAAAUGGUGAAUCUAUCUAAUGAUCAACAGAAGUGGUGGAUUAAAACUCUUGAUAACCUUGGAAGUUAUCAUGAUAUGAGAUUUCAUACAUGGCCUCGUUUUUCUAUGGUAUAUGAAAAAGAAUGCUGGUACAUCUCUUCCAAGAAUUGGUUUAAAGAUUUAUACAAACCAGCUGACUGCAGACUGAAGCUUCCCUUCAUAUGUGAAAAAAAUAAUGUAUCUUCAUUAGAGAAAUACACUCCACAAUCAGCAUCUAAAGUCUCGUGCUCUGGGGAAUGGAUUUCAUUUAAGGACAAGUGUUUCCUAAAGCUUAAACCAAAGCUUUUUACAUUUUUUAAAGCUAAAGAAGCUUGUCAUACCUAUGGUGGUAGCCUUCCUUCAAUUCUGAGCCAGAGUGAGCAAGAUUUUAUUACGUAUUUACUUCCUGAGUUGGGAGAUGAUGUUUGGAUUGGUUUGUUCAGAAGCACUACAACAAAGAUAAGCCAAUGGACUGAUAAUAACAAGCUGUUGUACAGUAACUUCCACCCAUUAUUGCAGGGAAGGGAGCAAAAGAUACCAUUGGAUUUUUUUGAUGACGAUGCAAACAACCAUUGUGCUGUGAUGCUCAACCUUCAGAAUUCAUCUUUAACCGGGACAUGGAAUUUAACUUCUUGUAAAGAAGAACAUAAUUUAUCUCUUUGUCAAAAAUAUUCAGAAAUUCAAGACAAUCAUACAUUGCCAAAUACCUCUGGAAUUAUAAAGUAUCAAGAUUAUUCAUACAAAAUAAUCCUGAAAGCAAUGACUUGGUAUGAGGCUCUGAAGGAGUGCCAAAAAGAGGGCAUGAAGUUAGUGAGCAUCACAAAUCCUUAUCAACAAGCUUUCCUUACUGUGCAGACUGUUCUCAAUAAUGUUUCAUUGUGGAUUGGACUCUCAAGCCAAGAUGAUGAACUCAACUAUGGUUGGUCAGAUGGAAAACAUUUCAGCUUUAGCCGCUGGUCUGAAAAUAGUGCACAACUUGAAGACUGUGUAAUUUUGGACACUGAUGGUUUCUGGAAAGCUGCUGGUUGCAAAGGCAUCCAAGCGGGUGCUAUCUGUUAUACCUCAGGAAAUGAAUCAGAAAAAGAGUUAAAGAAAGUUAACACUGUUAAAUGUCCAUCUCCUAUUCUCAAUACACCUUGGAUACCAUUUCAGAACAGUUGCUACAAUUUCAUGAUUGCCAAAAAUAGGUUCCUUGCACUAACAAAUGAUGAAAUACAACUUAAAUGUCAGACUCUAUAUCCAAAGGCACAUGUUCUGAGUAUUCGAAAUGAGAGAGAGAAUGACUUUGUUCGUGAACAGCUUUUGUACUUCAAUUAUAUGGCUUCGUGGGUAUUGUUGGGUGUAAUUUAUGAUGAUGGUUCUUUGAAGUGGUCUGACAAGACUGCCCUGUCCUAUACAAACUGGAAAACAGGAAGACAGACAAUAAAAACCAAGGAAUUUUUUGCUGGCUUAAAUACUGAGGGCUUUUGGGAUAUCUACUCUUAUGAUACUGUUGGAGAAGCUCUUUAUUUUCACCAACGCAGCAUUCUUGCUUGUAAAAUUGAAAUGGUUGACUACAAGGAAGAAUACAAUCGUACUCUGCCACAAUUAAUUCCAUAUGAAGAUUCCAUAUAUAAUGUUGUUCAAAAAAAGGUCACAUGGUAUGAAGCAUUGAAAGAAUGUUCCCAAAAUGAAGGCUCCUUAGCAAGUGUGCAUGACAAAAAUGGUCAGUUCUUUUUGGAGGAUCUUGCAAAACGUGAUGGAUUUCCAUUAUGGACUGGAUUGUCAAGUCAUGAUGGAAAUAAUUCAAUUUUUGAAUGGUCUGAUGGAAGCACAUUUGACUAUAGUCCAUGGAAGGAACAAAAUUCUACGGGAAAUUGUGUUGUCUUGCAUCCCAAUGGAAUUUGGAAGUAUGAAAAAUGCAGUUCUGUUAUGGAUGGUGCUAUUUGUUAUAUACCUAAAAAAGCUAAACAGCAACCUUCUCAAAAAUCCUCAUCACGGUGCCCAUCACACAAAGGGACCCCAUGGAUUCCAUUUGGAGAUUCCUGUUAUACCUUUGACAAGGCAUUAUACAAUUUCUCUGAGGCCAAACAACUGUGUCCAGAACUUGAUAGUGCAGCAACCAUUGUUACCAUAAAAAAUGAAGAUGAGAAUAUGUUUGUGAGCAGAAUGAUAAGAGAACAUAAUUAUGUCACGAUGAGAGUUUGGCUUGGAUUAUCUCAACACUCUAAUGAUGAGUCUUGGAGCUGGUUGGAUAAUUCAGUAGUAGAGUAUGUCAAAUGGGGAAAUGAAAGUAAGAACAUUGGAAAGUGUAGCAUUUUGCUGGCCUCAAGUGAAAUGUGGACUAAAGUUAAAUGUGACCAAGGUUAUGGAAGAGUUGUCUGCAAAGUUCCUAUGGAUUGUCCUUCUUCUACCUGGGUUCAAUUUCAAAGCAAUUGUUAUAUUUUUCUUGAAACAUCAAUCAAAAUAGGAAACAUUGAGGAUGUAAGAAAUCAGUGUACAGACUAUGCUUCAGGAGCUGAUAUGAUUAGCAUACAUAAUGAAGAAGAAAAUGCAUUUAUACUGGAGACUUUUAAAAAACGAUGGAAGAGCCAGGAUGAUAUUUUAUUAGGCAUGUUUUAUGACACAGAUGAUGAAAGUUUCAAAUGGUAUGACAAGUCUAACAUGACAUUUAACAAGUGGAAAAACUCAGAAGACAGUCCAAACCUAAUAGACACAUGUGCUUUUUUUCAAACCAAGUCUGGUAUAUGGAAAAAAGGAAAUUGUGAAGUUUCUUCUGUGGAAGGCGCCCUAUGUAAAGCAGCUGUUUCUUAUGAGAAGAAAUACUUGCCAGAUAACCACAUUUUAAUAACAGCAUUGGUGAUUGCCAGCACUACAAUUCUGACAAUUACAGGAGCAAUAGUUUGGUUCCUCUACAAAAGAAAUCUCACAUCUGGCCUUACAAAUACAUCAUAUACAACAGCACCUCAACUUUCUUAUAAUGAUGACUGUAUUUUAGUAGAUGCAGAAGAAAAUGAGUAUAUUGCCUAAUUUCAGUAAGAACUAAUAGUUUCAGAUGUAGAUUCAAAGCAAUGUUUUGAACAGUGAACCAAAUACAAGCUUCUAAGAUAAGAGGGAAAAAGGUUUGUUAAAUCACAAAAUCAUUUUUCUACUUAUGUAGCAACUAAAAAAUUAUCUCUACAGAAUGCUGAUCAUACUGGAAACAAUUCUUUGACUUGCAAAAAGAAUUUAUAGCUUCAAAGCAAAACUAGGUUAAAAUUGCAAGAAGUUUUAGAAAGCAUCUGAUACAGUACCCUAAUUUUUCAGAUAAGGAAAAUGAGAGUGAGGGAUGAAAUGAUUUGCCCAAACUCUCAAAGCCAGUUAUUCAUUUGAAAAGGGAGAUACUUAAGCUACAUGUAUACCUAAAUUGCAGUUUACAUAAACACUAAAUAUUAUAAUGGUAAUAAAAUGAAAUGUAUUAUUAAGAAACAUACUGGAAUUUUCAUAUCCACAUACAUAUUUUUCUUCAAAGUAGACUCAUCAUGAGAUUUAUUUAUAGAUAUGAAAUAUAUAGUUCCUAGACUAUUCACUAUAUACAUUCAUGGACUACACAUCACAGACAACUGUAAAAGGGCUCAAAUUUGAACCGAAGGCCUCUGACUCCAAAUUCUAAGUUCUUUCCACUAGAUCAUUUUACAAGUUGUGCAAGAAAAUCAAGUCUCAUUUACUUAAUUACCAAAGUAUGUUUUUCUACUCACAAUACGGAUUGAAAUAUGGAUGAAACCUUAGGGGUCAUUCAAUUCCUUGUUGCAGAUGCAGAAAUUCAUGCCAAGAGGUUAUAAAUUGUACUUCACAGUUAAGAAGCAGUCAAAAUUUGGAUGCAAUAGUUAUCUCUAAAUCUGGUAUUAUUUCUAAUAUAUCACUGUUCUGAAUAGCAUUCAGCCGUUUCCAAAAAUUUAUAUUGCAUACUAUACAUGGGGCUUAUGUUCCAAAAUUUUAAAGAGAUGGCAGCAUUAGAUAUCUUCUUUCAAGUGUUCAAGUUAUUUACAUAACUGUUGAGCAGGUGAAUGCUGGAAUUCUGUUUAUAUUUGAUUUGGGAAUGAAGAUAUCUGUAAGUCACCGUGCAAUUAAUAAGAGGUUUACUUUGCCCAAACACAGAAAGGAAACAGUAUAACUUAGCUACCCUGGGUAAACCCUUGUCUUUAUAUGGAAACAUGUCAGCAUGGAAAUAUGAAGACUUGCCAUCUACUUGGUUGGUCAGAGGGGCUCAAAUCUGCAUAAAGGGAGAGGGGGCAAUCAGGUCCUGGGGGACAGCUUGAUCUUUAAGGAAAAUUAAUUCUUACUAUGGGAAUUUGGUUGUAUCACCCAUACCUAAGUUCAGGUCUUCUCCAUUAUGAAAUACAUGAAUCCCAUUUAUCCAUACUAUUUUUUCAUCAACAUAUAUAAGCUGACAUUUACAAUUUAAGCUUCAUUUACUCCAUUAAAUUGCUGCCACCCAACAAAUACAGAGAAAGCACUCAACACUGGUCAGUGCUGACAGACAGUUCUGGCAAUUCCCUUACUGAUUGAAAGUUUGUACUGAGAAAAAAAGCCUAUGUAGUCUACUAAAGUGGAAAAGAGAAAGGAAAAAUUUUGUCUACUGACAUGGUUCAUUACCGUGGUGAUUUGUCCACUGUAGCUUCUUGGACCACAGCUUAUGACAUCAAGGAGAAAUAAGAAAAAAAGAAAAAACCUGGACCUGCAGUUUCACUAUUAAUAUUCAACCCAACCAGAACCUUGCAUUAAAAGAUUCUGAACCUGAAAUCAAUGAUCUUCAAAA